Messenger RNA from Sinocyclocheilus grahami, 1227 nucleotides. Its product is annotated as glycylpeptide N-tetradecanoyltransferase 2-like. NCBI's taxonomy places the organism in Eukaryota, Metazoa, Chordata, Actinopteri, Cypriniformes, Cyprinidae. The annotation marks the transcript as partial. The record is from RefSeq and is a predicted model, not a curated record. The transcript has 9 exons. Gene Ontology annotation, biological process: N-terminal peptidyl-glycine N-myristoylation. Gene Ontology annotation, molecular function: glycylpeptide N-tetradecanoyltransferase activity. Gene Ontology annotation, cellular component: cytoplasm.
AUGGCGGAGGACAGCGAGUCCGCGGCCAGCCAGCAGAGCCUGGAGUUGGACGACCAGGACACCUGCGGCAUCGACGGAGACAACGAGGAGGAAAAUGAGCACAUGCAGGGCUCCCUCUGUUUCUUUGCAGAUGAGGUGGUGACAACUCAUGGGCCAAUUGAGCCGGAUAAAGAAAAUAUCAGACAAGAGCCAUAUUCCCUCCCACAGGGCUUUAUGUGGGACACACUGGACCUCAGCAACGCUGAAGUGCUUAAGGAGUUAUACACUUUGCUGAAUGAAAAUUAUGUUGAGGAUGAUGACAACAUGUUUAGAUUUGACUACUCUCCUAACUUUCUGAAAUGGGCGUUACGUCCCCCGGGUUGGCUGCCCCAGUGGCACUGUGGUGUCAGGGUCUCGUCCAAUAAGAAGCUGGUUGGGUUCAUCAGUGCAAUUCCUGCUGACAUCCAUAUCUAUGACACGUUGAAGAGGAUGGUGGAGAUUAACUUCCUGUGCGUGCAUAAAAAAUUGCGCUCAAAGCGUGUCGCUCCUGUACUAAUCCGAGAGAUCACACGGCGGGUCAAUUUAGAGGGAAUUUUCCAGGCUGUAUACACUGCUGGUGUAGUUUUGCCCAAACCUGUUUCUACAUGCAGAUACUGGCAUCGCUCUCUAAACCCCAGGAAGCUUGUGGAGGUUAAGUUUUCCCAUCUCAGCAGAAAUAUGACACUACAACGGACAAUGAAGCUCUACAGAUUACAUGAUAGCACUCGUACUCCUGGUUUGAGGCAGAUGGGAGAUGGGGAUAUGAAGCAGGUGACAGCAUUGCUGCAGAAACACCUGAGCCGGUUCCACCUGCGGCCUGUCAUGGGGGAAGAGGAGGUGAAGCACUGGUUCCUACCACAGGAGAACAUCAUUGACACUUAUGUAGUCGAGGGCUCUGGCGGGAUGCUAACAGACUUCAUCAGUUUCUACACCCUGCCAUCCACAGUGAUGCAUCAUCCACUGCACAAAAGCCUAAAGGCUGCUUAUUCCUUUUACAAUGUCCACACAGAGACGCCGCUCAUAGACCUGAUGAAUGAUGCUCUCAUCCUAGCUAAACAGAAAGGUUUUGAUGUUUUCAAUGCGCUGGAUCUAAUGGACAAUAAGGCUUUCUUGGAAAAGCUCAAGUUUGGGAUUGGUGAUGGUAACCUGCAGUAUUAUCUGUUCAACUGGAAAUGCCCUCCUAUGGACCCAGAGAAAGUAAGAUUCUUU